CUUCACAUAGUUCCGUAGCCACUUCCGCUCGCGAGCACCUUUGUCUUACUUUCUGCUUACUUCCAUCACGAGUUGCAUUGCACCUUUGUUGUCUUUUAACAUCGAAUUCUUUCUUAUUACGGGGUGUGGGUUCCACCCCCCUUGACGAUGGCAAGCAGCCUGGAGCAUGCGUCAAGUACCAUCGACGAACUGACUCAGGCGUUGGCCAAUUUCUCGAGACUACCUUCUCCCGAGCCUCUUUCCAGCCUAAACUGCUGUUGUAAACGGGAAGAUUGUGAGAAUUUAGGGGCAUGGCAUGCAUUGAAAGGGAGGCUAGAGAGCAGACUGACACUCAGUGCUGAAAUCGGGCAGGCCUUGUUGCAUCGCAGUGGAAUCUUUUCGAGAAGACAUCAUCAGGCUUUUCUCAAUGGCAACAGUGAGAAGAACAUUGAGGAAGAUUACGCCUCUGGAGAAGAAAGCGAAUCCACAGAUAGUGAAUUUCAGCUUUUACAGCUUACGAAUGAGAAACGAGAAUUGGAAAGACGCCUUACCCAAGCUCUAGUCAAUACUGAAGUGACCGAAGUAUCAAACAAGACUAUAUUGCAAGAACUACAAGAAGCGAAGCUCACGAUAUCGCGCCUUUCGUCGCAUCGUGCUCGUUCAGUAGGAUGGGAAACUCGACUUUCUGCGGCUACGAGAGAAAGGGAUGAUAUGCAACAAGAACGGGAUUUUGAGUCGCACAGAGCGAGAUUGGCAGAAUCACGUUUUGCUGCUCUGAAGGAGAGGACAUCCAAGUUACAGGCCGAAGUACGCAGGCUGCAGGAUGAGCUACAAGAGAAACGUAUGCAUAGGAUGGAAUCAUCCGAAUCGAUAAUACAAGAGGCUCGUUCCCAAAUACAGAUGCUUCACCAAUCGCUUGGAAACUCAUUUACCCCCGACACGGAUGACUUAACUCAAAUGCUGGAGUCGCUAGUGGACGAUAACGAAGCUCUGAAACGGGACAACGUAGAACUACAGACUCUUCUUGCACAAUCCCGUGACGAUACUUCUGCCUUGCAACAGGAAGUGGAAGAGCAGCGCGCACUCAACGCUCCUCGAUCACGAGCUAUUGCUCCGCUGUCUCCUCAUCUUAGGCAUGCUCACUCCGGGAGUGUGUCAUCAUCGUUGCAACUGGCCCCCAUACUAUCUAGGCGGGAACCUAGCUUAGAGCGCAAGACGCAACGAUCUUUUGAGCCGUUGACACCAGAAACUGUAACAACUCCCAUUUCGCCAGCCGAAUCUACUUUCCCCUCUCGUUCUCGACAACUAUCCCCUUAUCUGGUUGAGAGUCAAGACGCAGACAUUGAAUUCACAUCAGCUGAGAGGCCACGUACUCAUAAGCCUUUAUACCUCCUCGCCCGUUCGCGGGGCGUACAAACUGAUCCGUCACCCGUUCUCCUUGCUCCCUCGCCGGCCCCAACCUCUUCCUAUCAUGAUCUUCGAUCAGAAUCGUCGUCUUCCUACUCCGAAUCGUACUCCUCCACCAUGUCUACCUUGGUCGAUCGUAUCGGUUCACUUCUGCAGCGGAUGACCGAAGCAGAUGCAUUAACUCUAACCAAUCGCUUAAAACGACAACAUCUGCGCGGUGCUGAUGUCGGCCACGUGUCACGUAGUACUAUCAGCAAUAUUGUCAACGAAGUGAGUGGCUUACGGGCUCAGUUUCGUUAUCUUCUUGAAGAUGAGAAACUGGUGACAAUAUGCACAAGGAAGGAUCUGAGAGCUAUUUUCAAGCUCUUCAGAGAUAUCUUUGUCGAGAUGGGCCAAAUACGUGUGACGCUCAACGAUAUCGUUCUCGACCCUUCUAUCGCUCCGAAAGUCAGCGAACUGGCAUUAGACCCUAAGAAAGAGACUGAUAAAGCCUCUUCAGAAACAACAACCGGGAUUGCGGGGGGCUGGAUAGCUCCUAUCUCAAAACUCUUCGGUACUCCUGCUGCUAGGGUUGACUCACAGAGUGCUACGCCUGUUUCUGGGUGCCUUAUGCGUACUCCUAGCACAAAGGGAAAUGCCCGUCCUCGUUUCGUACCUAAACUUGGACCUGCGACCUCCGCUUCGACUACCACUGUCAAUGUAGAGUUUUCUGGUGCCGUGGGUCGUGCUGUUACCAGUACUUCAUUAGGCGAAUCUUCGCAUGAAGAUAAUGGUACUGUGAAAAAGGCGACGCCUGCACUAUCCAUUACCCCCGCUUCGACAAACGUGAUGGGAAUCUUCGCAGGAGCUCCGAGACCCUCCGCACCCGAUCGGGACCCUUGGGUUGUUCUACCUAAACAGCCUCGUCGAGUACAAUCCGUAAUCCGCCCAGCUGAGAUGCUAUCACCGGCCAAUAUACAUCGUGUGGACGGGCUUUACGCGAACUCUGUGAGCAGCCAGGGUCGUCGCCUGUCGCGCAAUGUCGAUGCAAUUAUUGACACAGGUCAACAUCUCGCACCACAUUUGGCGGAGGAUGAAGCAUCGGAUCGCGUUGCGCCACUCCUUCAACGAACUCUUCGCCGUCGAGGUCUUUCGGACUCGUCCAUCCACACUUCAUUCGUAGCUGAUCAAGGGGAUACGUCCAUGAACAGCAAUACCACCAUGUUGUCGAAUGUAUCGACUUCAGGAGGCUCUGUCUUUCAGGCACUGAGCAAGAGAGUUCAGAAUUUCAGAAUGGGUGUCUCUGCAAUGCCAAGUUCGUCUUUCAAGGAACCUUCCCCGAUGACGGGCCGGCGUGGGGCUGUUGCGGAAAGAGAAUUAGGUGGGAGAACCGUACCAGGCCUGAGUUUUAUCACAUCCUGGGCGUCCUCUGGACAUGUUCUAGAUCCAACACUAGAACCUCAGCGGUCCCUUCUGGUAGGGAGUCCACCGAGGGAUGAUUUGCUGGAGGGCACGUUCGGAUCAAGGCGGGGAGAGGACGUUUAUUACUAGAUUCUGUUCACUUUCAAUCGAUUUCUGUAAUUUAAACUUAGGAACAUAAUUCGGAGCGUUCGCAAAUCGCGUGUU
Marasmius oreades (fairy-ring Marasmius) is the source of this 2991-nucleotide messenger RNA. RefSeq lists its product as uncharacterized. NCBI's taxonomy places the organism in Eukaryota, Fungi, Basidiomycota, Agaricomycetes, Agaricales, Marasmiaceae. The transcript is spliced from 9 exons. The record is from RefSeq and is a predicted model, not a curated record. Bases 148 to 2916 code for a protein of 922 amino acids.